GACUAGCCAUCAGACUGUAUAGUAACAACCGAAACCCGGAGAAGCCGAAAAGUCUGCGAAAGGGACGGGAGGCGGGAACCUGAUUUGAGGAGGAGGCCAGCCAAUCCCGCGCUCCCUGGGAGGAAGAGGAGGAGCCAGAGCCCGUGGGUCCCCGCACUGCUCACUCCCGCGCUGCGCCGCGCCGGCCCCGCAGUCUCCUCCCUGUCCCGCGCUGCAGCCCGCUGUGGACUUCCCCGGUGCAGACAUGGCCUCGGGCUCCGCCUGCACAGCGGUGAAGAUUGGAAUAAUUGGUGGAACAGGCUUGGAUGAUCCCGAAAUUUUAGAAGGAAGAACUGAAAAAUAUGUGGAUACUCCAUUUGGAAAGCCAUCUGAUGCCUUAAUUUUGGGGAAGAUAAAGAAUGUUGAUUGCGUACUUCUUGCAAGACACGGCAGACACCACACCAUCAUGCCUUCAAAAGUCAACUACCAGGCAAACAUCUGGGCCUUGAAGGAAGAGGGCUGUACACAUGUCCUCGUGACCACAGCUUGUGGGUCCCUGAGAGAGGAGAUCCAGCCAGGUGACAUGGUCAUCAUCGAUCAGUUCAUUGACAGGACAUCCCUUAGACCUCAGACCUUCUAUGAUGGGAGUCAUUGCAGUGCCAGAGGAGUGUGCCAUAUCCCAAUGGCUGAACCGUUUUGCCCCAAAACAAGAGAGGUCCUCAUAGAAACAGCUAAGAAGCUUGGACUCCGGUGCCACUCAAAGGGGACGAUAGUCACAAUUGAGGGGCCUCGUUUCAGCUCCCGGGCAGAAAGCUUUAUAUUCCGUACUUGGGGCGCGGAUGUUAUCAAUAUGACCACUGUUCCAGAGGUGGUGCUUGCUAAAGAGGCUGGAAUUUGUUAUGCAAGCAUUGCCAUGGCAACCGAUUAUGAUUGUUGGAAGGAGCAUGAAGAAGCAGUGUCAGUGGAUGGGGUUUUAAAGACCAUGAAAGAAAAUGCCAAUAAAGCCAAAAGUUUACUCCUCACUACUAUACCUCACAUAGGGUCGAUGGAAUGGUCAGAAACGCUCCGUAACCUGAAGAACAUGGCCCAGUUUUCCGUUUUACCACCAAGACAUUAAAACAGCAUGGCUGACACAAGAAGACUUUCUACUUCUAGUCUUUGGGGAAUUUGGCUUAAACAAAAAUGGGAAAGAUACGCAGCCUUCAUGCCUUUGCCUGGAAAGAAAGACACUGUUAGCGAUUCAACCAAGAUCCCGGCUCCUCCAGGACCCAGAAGGAAAGCAGACAGCCUGCCAGACAAAGCCCGAGAGCACAUCUGUCUCAUUUUCCCUAUUAAACUGACAGCAAGGAAGACUGGUGAGAACAUCCACUUCCCUACACUGCUAAGGAACCAAUACGAGCUCGAGAUGGGACUGUGAUUGUAAACUGGUGCCAUGUUUCUGGCACCUUGGUAUUUAUUCUAGGAGUUUCUCUUGAAGAAGUUAUGAGAUACUCAUUCGAAGAAUCGUGUAAAAGAAGGACAUUUCCUGUCAUAGUAAAAUAAUCAAAACUAUCUGAAUAUCAAAAAAAUUAGGUGUGUUGUAUUUCCGUUAUACUUAGGCUAUGGAGCAAUCAAGUGGAAAUCAUAUUUUCUCACAAAGAAAUGAUCAAUCUUUUUCUCUACUUUUAAGUAUCAAAUAAUAAAGUUGUAAAAAUUAAAAUGGACUUAGAGAACUUUGAAACUCUUUUGGUGGUGAAGCAAAGACAAUAAUAUAAAUGCUCUGUGUAUGUGAUCCAAGAUAUAUAAGCCAAAUAACCCCAUUCCCCAAAUAAAGAAAUAAAGAAAAGU
This is a messenger RNA of Mastomys coucha (southern multimammate mouse), 1806 nucleotides long. RefSeq names its product methylthioadenosine phosphorylase (gene Mtap). Gene Ontology annotation, molecular function: S-methyl-5-thioadenosine phosphorylase activity. The transcript is spliced from 8 exons. The coding region runs from base 245 to 1096 and encodes 283 amino acids. The record is from RefSeq and is a predicted model, not a curated record. NCBI's taxonomy places the organism in Eukaryota, Metazoa, Chordata, Mammalia, Rodentia, Muridae. Gene Ontology annotation, biological process: nucleoside metabolic process. Gene Ontology annotation, cellular component: cytosol.